AUGCUAAAACUAGAUGGUAUUCAAUAUCCUUAUUUGGUCUUCGCAUCACAUUGUGAACAUUGCCUCUGUUCUCGUUCUGAUCUCACUCUAUUUCUUACUUCUGACUCUACACACCCACUACUUACAAGCAAUUAUUCUUUUCGUCUAUUCGUCCUACUGCACAUUUUACUGGCCAUUUUCAUUAGCUACACCUUUUCCCUUUUUGCCGACAUCUCAUUUUCCCUCUCGCCCAUCUCCCGCCCUGUCUCUUCUCUCCACCGUCUGCACCCCGAAGACGUUCCCUUCGACUCACUCGAGUCGUCGUCGCCGCUUCUGCCAUCUCCGCGGCAGUCACAAUCGCCCUCCUCGCGGUGCGGACCAGUCCAAGGCUCAUCUGCCGCCUGGACGCCGGCCGGCUGGCGGUCCCGUCUUUUGGAAGUGGCCGGCGAGCUGGUCUACUGCCGCGAUCUGGCCGCUCAACUCGUCCAUUUGCGCAGUCUCCGCAAAGCCGCCUUCCAGAAUCAACUGGCCGGUCGACUUAGAGACGCCGCUCCUCUCACCGCCACCGCGCUCGACGCCGGAUCCGGAUCCGGCGCCGGACGCGACUCCGUCGAAUGCGUCGUCGAGCCGGCCACGACGCCGGCGGCUCCAAUCACACCCGCCCAGUCCUUGGCACACCAGCCACUCUUCACAGCUUGUGCCUAUUCAGAGCUGGCCCGUCUUCUGGCCACCUAUUCCUUUUCACGAGAGAUUCGCAGCCUUUUGCAGAUGGCCUUUCUCGGGCUCGAACUUGCCGAGGUCAGAACUAUCUUUUGUUUGUCUCACCUUUACACUUUUACAAUGCCUAGCGCUUAG
Molecule: messenger RNA, 834 nt
Organism: Protopolystoma xenopodis
Lineage: Eukaryota; Metazoa; Platyhelminthes; Monogenea; Polystomatidea; Polystomatidae
Source: the annotation of a GenBank genome assembly